ACAUACAUGCAUAUAUACGGCACGAGCCGCGAGCGAAGCGAGCGUAGCAAUUCCGAGGUAUUCAGCCCGUACGUUGAUCAACGGUAGAACCGUGACUGUCUCAGAAAGCCGAAAGGAAAGACUUGUGUAUUGUCCUUUGCGCGCGAUAACCUAUCGAGGCGACGUGUCGGCGACAACGCGAUCGCGGGAUUCGACGAGAGGACCAGGGGACCUCGGAAUCAAAUUGACUCAAGUUGACGUCCGUGGCGCGUGGCUCCUGGCCCCGUCCUGUAAACAUGGUGCUUGGACUCGUCGGGAUAAUUGUUUUUUCCCACGAGAGAUCGACUAGACGCCGCGAGGGCGCGGAUAUUGCGGAUUAACGCGCGCGCGAUCGCGCAGCCGCCCAUCGACGAGACGACCGGCGUGUUAUCAUGUGAUUCCCACCGGAAUGCAAGAAGUACGAGCGCUUCUCCGUUACACGGGAAUUGUAUGAUUUCAUGAUAAACUCGGGGCAUCUUGGUACUUUACCAAUAUGGAACAAUCAGACGCGUCGCAGAUGCAGAUUUUGAUAGUCGAGGAGACGACCCCAACGGAUGUCGACGCGCAAGCAGACCCGAUCGCUAAACAAGAUGUAGAAGCUGCCACUGUUACGGAAGAUAGCCAGGAUUUUUCAAAGCCGUGCAAGCUACCGCCAGAAUCUGUAUUAACAGUAGACAAUACCAAUGUUCAUGUAGUAGUUGCGUCAGAUGAUUACGUGAAUGCAGGCCGCAGCGAGGUGUCCCCUGAAGAGAUUGACGACAGUGCAAAUAACCAAGCGGAAUCUGAAUCGAGUGAGCCCAAAGUGAAAGUUGACAAAUUAAAACAGGAGGAGGAGAUUAAGAUUUGCGAUGUAAAAGAAGAUUCGAAUCACGAAUCGCAAUACUUAUCCAACGAGGAAGACCAAAGCCUAAAUGUGAUAACCGAAUCUAAAGUAAUAAAAGAAGAUAAAGAGGCAACAGAUAGUCUAGAAAGCAGCUGUAAUAUAAUAGAAGACGCGAGUAAAUCCGAUAUCAUAGAUAAGCAGAGUUUAGCGCUAGAUGAGUCUAGACUUAAUGAAAAUGGGGGCCAGCAGACUCGAGACUCACACGAGUCGGUUAAAGAAAUAAUCAAGGAAACACACGAUAGUGACAGUAGCCGCAAUAGCUCAAUAGUAAAUAACACUGAAACUGAACUGACUAAAUUAGUACAAGAAGAGACCGAGGUUGUUGUAGUAGUAGAGACCAUACCAGUUGCAAAUGAUGCAACGGCGGAUAAUUUUAUUGUCACUCUGGAAGAGAAUAAUGCUAAUAAUGAAUCUAACCAGGAAAAAAUAGUUACCUUACAAGAGAAACAAGUGCAAAGUGACCAUAGUAACGAUCAAAUUGACCUAAUUGAUUAUAGUCAACAAGACGACAACACUAUAAUAGAAGUAACCGAAGUUAUUGACACUCCGCUUGCAGAACAAUAUAAACAGCAAAAUAAUACGGGCUACAUAGACAAUCACAAAUGUGAUGCGAACUCCGUAAAAAUAAUCGAUGGAAAGAUUGCGAUUGAUAAAAGUGUUAAUGAUGAAAAUGUUGAAAUAAAAGCAACUGAUGACAAAACUUUGAUCGAUUCCGAGAGAAACGAUAAAGAAAAUAUUACCAUUAUUAUAGAUGAGAAAAUCAUAAUCACGGAAGUUGAGUCAGACGAUCCAACGGGUCGGCCAGUUGAAAAUGAUCAUAAAAAUGUUAAAGAGACGAUUGAGCACGAGGACGAUGCAUCUGUUUGUAAAGCCGCGGUUGAUUCGUCGAAGAAAAAAAGAAGCGUUAUUCAAGAUAUAUUUGAUGAUUGGGGUGUUGAGAAUACGGACGAAGAUGUACAAUCAACUUUAAAAGAGCACGAUUCUGUGGAGAUCGAAUUAAAGAGCUUAUUAGAUGAGACUAAGCCAGACCAGACAGUUUCAAAUAAAUCAGUCGCAACUUCUCAAGAAAAAGUCCCCUCUAUAGAUAAAGAACGCACCGCAGAUGGGACAUGUGAUGUCAUAACCGAGAGCCCAAAAAAACAGUCGACCGAACAGAUGGAAAAUCAAAGAAAAUCUAAAGCUAUUAUUAAGGAUAUAUUGAAUAAGAGUGAAAAAAAUUCUUCUGUAGCGAGCAAAUCUUCAAGAAGCGUGGACGCGCGUACAGUUAACGCAACGUCGCACGAUAUCACAGUUCCUAAAAGCCGUUCCCGACAUUUAACCAGUCAGAUAGCUUCGCCGGCAGAAGUAACAGAAGUCUUAAAGGAGCGUCUUCGCGAAAAGCAAAAAGUUGUUGUAGACGCACCACCAGGACCAGAUAUAUUUUUUGUAAAAAAAUUAACGCAAAGAUUGUCUAGUAAAUUGUCGGGUGGCCCGGUAAAUCCAAUACCAGGACUUAUACCAUUGCCACAGCAAGCCACCUCGCCAGCAUCUCCCUCUUCCACAACUGCACAACUGGUGGCAGAUAACUGUGAUAGAAAAACAGCAGCGGGGAACGCGACAACGGAAGCGGGCAAGGAUGGCAGUUCUGACAACAAGGAGUUAUUGGCUAUCUUAGAGGGUGAUGUUGAUCCCGACUGGUCUAUCUUAAAGCCACCUUUUCGCACAGAAGAAAAUAAAACACCAUCAAGCUUGGAACACUCCGAGCAAAGCGUUCCACCAAAGCUCGAUCCUUCGGUCGAACGAGAAUUGGCACUAAAACAACUCCUUGAAUUACCUAUAAUGCCGUCCAAGAAGAGUCAACCACGAAAAAAGAAAACGUUCCGAGCAGCGCCCAGCAAGAUUCCUAAAGAUGUGAACAUUGUCGCGGAGAGUCCGCUUGCUACGCAGGAGCGAAAGGAAGUUAAUGUAGAGCUAGUGAGUGAGAACGCACAACCAAAUACAAAACCUAUCGAAAUUAUCGAUCUGCAUUCCUCAUCACGCGAACAAAAAGGCGGCCAAAAAAAUCAGGAGAUGAGCAUACGACUAGAAGAGUCAAGAUCAGGUAGAAAGCGCAAACCUACCGAAAAAGCGAGGGAACACGAACAAAACGCGAUGAAAAGACAGAAAGUGUACAGGGGCAAGGUUUCAAUGAAUAAGAAGCAAACGGAAGAAAAGUCCGUCUCUGACGAUAACUCGAUGACUGAAAAUCAUAUUGCGACGGACGCUGAUGCUGUAAAUAACGAGAAAACCGUCACGAAGGAAGUAACAGGUAAGCAAUCUGAGAAUAAAGUAGAUCCAGUUUCGAAUAAAGUCGAAGAUUCUCCUCUGAAACGAUCGAGACCAGGUCUCGCUAAAAAGGGGCCCAUCACCAAAAGAAGAAUGGUGGUCAAAAGAUUGCUACGUCAAAAAAUGCCAACUGAUAAGAAGUCUAUUCAGUUGAAAACUAAGUUGACUCCGUCACCGAAGAAGACGCCUCCAAAAACUGUUUCGAAAUCACCAAAACGGAUAGCUGAGGGUCCAUCUGGUGAUCUGGUGAAACCUAAGAAAAAGAAUAUAAACGAAAUAGAUAGAUUGCUGCAGGAUGAAGGUGUUGUCAAUUUAUUGUACGACGUAGAGCAGCCGGAUAGGAAGCGUCUGAUUCCUAUCACAAAGUCACGAGCGAAAGUGAUGGAUUUGCAGAAGGUGCAACGUGAACUUAAAAUUAGGAAAAAAUUAGUUCGCAAUGCCGUGUUGCGAUUGCGUACGUCAACGAUCGCAGGCGUCACGAAGGUGUCGCCAAGAUCGAAGAGAACGUCGAUGCAGCUGGCCGAUGCUCACGUGGACAAAAAGACGUUAGAGCAGGUUGCGUCGACAAAAAUUUCAAAUACUGCCUCACCCACAGAAUUUAUACUUCCAGCGAAAAUUCGAAAUGCAGCUGAAGCGUCUAUCAUCGUUAGGCGGCACUCAUCCAGUUCGUUUUCGAGUGCAUCUGGAAGUCCUCGAGUUAGCGUUGAUUCGCCUGAGAAAUCUGUGGAGCCCGUCAAGAUGGAAGACGGAACUGUUCAUUCCUUAAGAUCCGCCAAAAAGAGACGAGAUUCGCAAGAUGAGAAAAUUAAUAAUGCGAAGAAAAAGAAGAAAACAGUACAAAAGUCUGAUACCGAUAUUAUCGCUACCAGUACCGUUACUACUACUACUGCUACUGCUAUUACUACUAUUGCUACUGCUACUACUACUACUACUACUACUACUACGACGACCGUCACAGCUGCUAGUAAUGCUAUCGUUAAUAAUGCAGAAGAAAAAGUUCCUGUCGCCGUUCGUUCUGGCAAGAAAUCAGAGAUCAGGAAAGUCGACAAGGUUGGAAAACAGCAAGAAAACAUUCCUGCCGUUGAAGACAAUGUUUCCAGUAAAGUUACAACCAGAUCGUCGAAUGGUGCAGUAACGGGGAAAGUAACGGCGAAGAACAAAAAGGCCAUGAAAAGCAAAGUAACUUUUGCUAGAGCGAAUCAUCCUGACAACGUUGAGGAUUCUUUAAAAGAGGAAGAUGAGUUGUCCGCCUGUCUUGCUGAGGCGGCUACCGCUCUUUCGGUCGUCAAUGCUACCGGUCGAAAUGCUGCGACCACUCGAAAGAGCAAAGGUAAAGUAAACGCGAGUACCAUGAAAACGUUAGACUUGGAUAAUAACAAAACGAAAGCGGAAACGCAGAGUCAGUUUAGUAAUAAGGAAAUAAAUGUGCGCCGACAUGGUAAUCUCGUACAACUAAUACUUACACCAUCCUCUUCGACGAAAAUAAGAAACGCUCUUACAUUACAGGUGAUGCAAGAAUUCAAAGAGGCUCUGUCGAUAUUAAAGAGAGACGACGAAUGUAGGGUAGUAUUGUUAACAUCGACCGGUACAAGUUUUUGUGAAGGUCUCGAUGUUUCAACAUUACUGCAUGCAAAUAAAGAAGAACGACGAUCUGUUGCUCAGGAGUUGGCACACGCUGUCAAGGAUUUUAUAAAAAGUUUGGCUACUUUUAAUAAACCUAUAGUGGCUGGCGUGCAAGGUGCUGCAAUUGGACUUGGGGUUACUAUGUUGCCUCUUUUUGACCUUGUAAUUGCUAGCGAUAAGGCUACCUUCUGUACGCCUUGUGGAAAAUUAGGACAAAUUGCUGAAGGAGCUGCAAUCUUUACGCUUUCACAUAUACUAGGCAGUGCAAUUACAAGCGAACUUCUUUUGGGUGGAAGGACUCUAACAGCGAGCGAAGCAUUAAGAGCCGGUCUCGUUACUCGAGUUCUGUGGCCUGAUCGGUUUCAAGUAGAAUUAUUACCAUCGCUGCGAGCUAUGAGUGAUCAGUCAUCACAGUCCAUGGAAGCGACAAAGGCUUUGUUACGUCAUAGUUUACGGAAAAAAAUAGACGCCGCGCUUGAAUCAGAAACAUACUUAUUGGUUCAGCAUUGGUGCUCUGCGGAAUGCCAGACUGCUAUAAAAGCUUACAUUGACGGAAAAAUUCAAUAAGCAACGUACAUGUAUUACUGUUUAGAUGUGGUCCUGCAAUCUAUAUUGAAAAUCGGAAAUGACAGUUGUGAAUACUGAUACAGAUAAACAUUAUAUAUUAUAUAUGACAAAAUGAUAUGUCAUAUAAAACAUACUUUUGAUGUAACAUUCUACGUCAACACGCUAAAAGAUAUUUAGAUAUAUGAUAUAAAUAUUGAGAAUCAUUCAAAAA
Molecule: messenger RNA, 5606 nt
Organism: Pogonomyrmex barbatus (red harvester ant)
Lineage: Eukaryota; Metazoa; Arthropoda; Insecta; Hymenoptera; Formicidae
Product: HP1 and insulator partner protein 1
Source: RefSeq, a predicted model, not a curated record